This is a messenger RNA of Tarenaya hassleriana, 3504 nucleotides long. Its product is annotated as receptor-like kinase TMK3. NCBI's taxonomy places the organism in Eukaryota, Viridiplantae, Streptophyta, Magnoliopsida, Brassicales, Cleomaceae. The record is from RefSeq and is a predicted model, not a curated record. Gene Ontology annotation, biological process: protein phosphorylation. Bases 305 to 3193 code for a protein of 962 amino acids. The transcript has 3 exons. Gene Ontology annotation, molecular function: protein binding; ATP binding; protein kinase activity.
AGAGAGAGAGAGAGAGAGCAGAGAGAAUCAUAAAGGCGCAAGCUUUAUGGUGCAGUGAAGCAAAGAAACAACCUUUAGCGUCUCUCUGUAUCUUACACUGUUCAUGGAUUAAGAUUUUCUUGCGAGAUUUUAUCUAUUAAGCACAAAUCCUCCUCUUAAGGUUUGUCUGAAGAUUUCCUCAUCUGGGUUUGGCUAAAUCUUGCUUCUUUUUGCCGUUUCAUGCUAGAUUCGAGGUGGGGUUCUUGCUUGUGGCGCCAUUAAUGGUGUGAUGUGAGUUUCUUGCAUGUGUCGGUGAACAUCCGCCAUGAAAACUCAUCUGAAGACGAAGCUUUUUGUUCUGCCACUUGUUUGUUGUAUUGCCUCUGUGGUUUUUUCUGCCACGGAUCCUAAUGACCUUGACAUUCUCAACGAGUUUCGGAAGGGAUUACAGAAUCCAGAGCUUCUACAGUGGCCUGAAAAUGGCGAUGAUCCUUGCGGACCACCUAGCUGGAAACACGUGUUCUGCGAAAACACCAGAGUUACUCAGAUUCAGGUUCAGGGUCUGGGUCUGAAGGGCCCUUUACCCCAGAAUCUGAACAAGCUCACUGAGCUCAUCAAUGUGGGUCUUCAAAGGAAUCAAUUUUCAGGGAAAUUACCAUCUUUUAGGGGCUUAGGCAAAUUGCAGUUUGCUUAUCUUGAUUACAAUGCUUUUGAUUCGAUCCCUGGAGAUUUCUUUGAUGGGCUUUCAAGUCUUCAAGCUCUGGCAUUGGAUCACAACAACUUCAAUGCGACCACCGGUUGGAUGUUCCCUGAAUCAUUGCAGGGCUCUUCACAGCUUUCUAAUCUUUCUUGUACAAGUUGCAAUCUUGCCGGUUCAUUGCCUGGUUUUCUCGGAAACAUGUCGUCUUUGACGAAUCUGAGGCUAUCUGAAAACAGCUUGUCUGGUGAGAUUCCACCGAGCUUUGGACAGUUACAGCUAAGGACAUUGUCUCUGAACAAUCAGCAUGGCAGUGGCUUAACAGGUCGUAUCGAUGUCUUGGCAUCGAUUAGUUCUCUUGAAGUUCUUUGGCUGCAUGGAAAUCAAUUCACUGGUCCAAUCCCUGAGAGUAUAGGUAAUUUGACUCUUUUGAAAGAUCUUGAUCUCAAUGGUAAUAAACUUGUUGGCUUGAUCCCACAGAGCUUGGCUGAUCUGUUAUUGGAUCGUCUGGUUUUGAACAAUAACCUUCUCAUGGGUCCAAUUCCUGAGUUUAAAGCCACCAAUGUGACUUAUGCCGAGAAUGCAUUCUGUCAAACCAAAGAAGGGAUUGCUUGUGCUCCAGAGGUAAUGGCCCUUAUUGAGUUCCUUCAUGAGUUGAAUUACCCUCCAAGGCUUGUCUCUGAAUGGGUUGGUAAUGAUCCAUGUGGAGGAUCUUGGCUUGGCUUGAGAUGUAAUGCCGAUGGAAAGAUCGAGAUCAUGAACUUGCCUAGGCUUAAUCUUACCGGUACAUUGAGUCCUUCCGUUGCAAAAUUAGGUUCAGUUUCUCAGAUUAGACUUCAGUCUAACCGUAUAAACGGUCCAAUUCCUGAAAAUUGGACAAGCCUGAAGUCCCUCAAGACUUUGGAUCUUAGCAGCAACAACAUAUCUCCACCCUUACCAAAGUUUAGCAAGACUGUAGAUUUUGUCAUAGACGGGAACCCUUUACUGUCCAAACAUAAGUCUCCUACAUCUCCCUCACCCGUGGAAAACCCGCCUUCUAGUAGUUCAGAAGAAUCUCCGAUGGAUCAUACUCGUUCUUCACCAGCCAAAGGCCCUUCCUUUUCUCCUCAUCAUAAUCCUACCGGUAAUGUAAACCGAGCAAAAGGUGCUAAAAAUCCUAUCUUUCUCGUCGUUGUUGCUCUUUUAGCGAGUGUUGCUGUCAUUGCUCUAGUUGUUGUUCCUCUGUCCAUUUAUUGUUGUGCAAAGAGGAGAAGAACGCAUGACGUAGCUCCAAAUUCCUUGGUGAUUCACCCGAGAGACCCAUCUGAUUCAGAAAACAUGGUUAAGAUUGCUGUUCUGAACAACGUUAAUGGAAGCGCUUCCACGGGAAGCGGUUCUGCAAGCAGGAACAGUUACAGCUUGGCUGAUACUCAUGUCAUCGAGUCUGGAAAUCUAGUUAUAUCAGUGCAAAUCCUCAGAAAUGUGACAAAGGGUUUUGCUCCGGAGAAUGAGCUUGGCCGAGGUGGAUUUGGCAUUGUAUAUAAAGGAGAGUUAGAGGACGGGACCAAAAUAGCUGUAAAGAGAAUGCAGGCCGGUGUUAUUAGCACCAAAGCCUUGGAUGAGUUUCAUGCCGAAAUAGCGGUUCUCUCCAAAGUUCGCCACCGUCAUUUGGUAUCUUUACUCGGUUAUUCCAUUGAAGGGAAUGAGAGAAUGUUGGUUUACGAGUACAUGCCACAUGGAGCUCUUAGCAAGCAUUUGUUUCACUGGAAGAGUUUGAAAUUGGAACCUCUCUCGUGGAAGAGAAGGCUAAAUAUCGCAUUGGAUGUAGCGAGGGGAAUGGAGUAUCUCCAUAGCUUAGCUCAUCAGAGCUUCAUACAUAGAGACCUCAAACCUUCGAAUAUCUUACUCGGUGAUGAUUUCAGAGCCAAGAUUUCAGAUUUUGGGUUGGUAAAACUCGCUCCCGAUAUGGAGAAAUCUAUCGUGACCAGACUUGCCGGGACCUUUGGAUACUUAGCUCCAGAAUAUGCCGUUAUGGGGAAAAUCACCACGAAAGUAGACGUCUUUAGCUUCGGGGUUGUGUUAAUGGAACUCCUCACUGGAUUAAUGGCUCUGGACGAGGAAAGACCCGAGGAGAGCCAGUACUUGGCUUCAUGGUUUUGGCACAUGAAGUCAGACAAAGAGAAGCUUAGAGCCGGCAUUGAUCCUGCCCUUGAUGUAAAAGACGAGACUUUCGAAAGUAUAUGCCUCGUUGCAGAACUUGCAGGCCACUGUACAGCCCGAGAGCCAAAUCAACGCCCCGACAUGAGCCACGCAGUGAGCGUUCUGUCUCCGCUCGUCGAGAACUGGAAGCCUCGGGACAAUGAGGCCGAGGAAUACUCGGGAAUAGAUUACAGUCUCCCACUUAACCAGAUGGUGAAGGGAUGGCAAGAAGCUGAAGGAAAGGACAUCAGUUACAUGGAUCUGGAUGAUAGUAAGGGAAGUAUCCCGUCGAGGCCAACGGGUUUCGCCGAUUCUUUCACCUCAGCGGACGGGCGGUGACAGAAAAGGUAAAUACUCUCGGAUAUGAUGGCGGAUCGGUAUCGGUUUUUUCUUAUGUAGAUAAGCAUGGAUGGAAGCCAUGAUGUUCUUCCUCUGUCUGGAUUGUUGUUUCUUAAAAAAAAUGUCAAUGUCGUUUUGUGUCAUGAUUCCUCAUAGUUAUGUGUUCUUGUUCUUCAAUCGUCUGUUUUCUACUUUCACUUAUGUCACAGGACAUGGAACUGGGCAAUUGCAUGUUCUGUGAGGGCAAGAAGCCAGUGUCUGAACUUGAUUUCAUGUCUUUUUUUUUUCAGAAAACAGAAUAGCUUGUCUUU